Molecule: messenger RNA, 996 nt
Organism: Aureobasidium musti
Lineage: Eukaryota; Fungi; Ascomycota; Dothideomycetes; Dothideales; Saccotheciaceae
Source: the annotation of a GenBank genome assembly
AUGUCGCAAAAGUCAAUGACCUCGAAGAUCGCCAUUCUUGGAUCUGGAGAGGUCGGUUCCACAAUCGCCUACUCGCUGAUCUUGAACCCUGUUGCUGGAGAGAUCUUGCUUGUCGAUCCCAAGGAGGAGGUCCGGGAUGCUCAAGUACAGGAUCUUUCUGAUGCUACUUUCCAUGGCGAUACUAGUACUCUGGUACGCGCUGGUACACACAAGGAAGCUGGGCAAUGUGAUAUCGUCGUCAUUACUGCUGGUGCUGCACAGAAGAAGGAGAGCCGUACCGAUCUCGUCGGCCGUAACCUCAAGAUCCUGGGCUCAGCAAUUGAGGACAUGAAGCCCUUCCGCGAGGACACUAUCAUUCUUCUGGUCACAAACCCCGUGGACAUUUUAACCUACUUCGCUCAGAAGUUCUCAGGACUGCCAAAGUCUCAAGUGAUCGGAAGUGGUACCUUCCUUGAUAGUGCUCGCCUUCGUGGUAUCCUUGCCCAGAAGUGCGGUGUUGCUGCUAGCUCUAUCAACGCAUAUGUGCUGGGUGAGCAUGGUGAUUCGCAAAUGGUAAGUCGUGAAACAAUAUCUCUCCAAAGUCUCUUUGCUAAUUUCACGACAGNNGUCGCAUGGUCUCACGCAUCAGUCGGUGGUGUCCCUCUCGAGUCCGCUUUCCCGGAUGCCUCGAUCGACACGGCUGCAAUCGCAGAAGACACCAAGAAGAAGGCCGCAUCAAUCUCAGACGCAAAGGGCGCCACAGCUUACGGCAUUGGCGGCGUGACUUCUUCAAUCUGCAAAUCGAUCCUCUUUGACGAAUGCAAUGUCAGACCUAUCAGUCACUACCAGGACGACUUGAACGUCUGUCUCUCAAUGCCGGUGGUCAUUGGCAGAAAGGGUAUUGUCAGACAGAUUCCAUUGAAGCUCAAUGACAGCGAGAAGAAGGAGUUUGAGCAGAGCGCGAAGAGCUUGAGAGAGAUCAUCGAUGAUGUGGAGAAGGAGCAGUCCAAGGAGUAA